AUGUAUCAUUUCAGAAUUUCCAGAGAGCACCUGUUUGAAGCUGAGAUAACCGUUGGUGGAUCCAAGGAAUUGACUGGGGGUGAAUCCCAGGAUUUUACAGGGAGUGGAUCUGGGGUUUUGUACUUCUGGUCCUUAGACAAUCGUCAGUCUCCUGCUAGCACUGUCAACUGGGUUAUUGAGGAAAUUAACCGGCCUGGUACAAGUGUACUAACAGUGGGUGCUCAGAAUGACCUUGGAGAUAAGUUACUUGCUGUACAGGAGGUGAAGAUCCAAUACCCUCUCCUUGAUGUGACCUUGACCUCCAACCCUACAGUGGAGGGGCGUGUCUGUGACAUCACGGUCCAGGUGACAGGAAGUCGGGACGUCGUGUUUGACGUGGAUUUUGGUGACGGAGUUCAGGCUUCGUUAUCCUCUGAUGAUGUCGUUGUUACCAUAGAUACCACCUCUAGCUCAUAUCUACCUAAAUACACCACCUUCCUACAACACCAGUACAAUCUGAAAGGUCAGUACCAGGUCAAGGUCAAUGUGUCUAAUGCCAUCUCCUGGGUGACGGGUGAUGUCACGGUGAUGGUAGGGGAGGCUGUCGGGGAUGUUACCCUGGAGAUCCUGUCCCCCCACAGGGAGCUGCCCGGGGUCUACGUUGUGUCCCUCAGUGAUCCACUGACUGUCCGAGUGACCGCUGGCAGGGGAGAUAACCUUACCUUCACCUGGGACUUCUCCGAGUAUUCUGACGGAGGCACCAAGGACCAGCUAGGGAAUGGUAGUUCUAGCACGGCGACCUACGCCUUCAGUAUGACGGACAUUUUCCCGGUGUCUGUCAGUAUCAGCAGUCCCUACUACCAGGUCCCCCAGGUGUUCCCAUUCAGACACAAGUUCAAGGUCGUCCAGGAAAUCCAGGGAGUUUAUCUGGAGGUUGUGGGGUCGGGGAAGACGGGAGCCGCCCUCAAACGUGUGAACGGAGCGUUACAAACGGAGAAGAUACAUUUCCUAGCCAGCUGUGAGAAGGGUUCCCACAUCGAGUUCCAGUUUGACUUUGGUGAUGGCACGACUACAGUGGUACAGGGGAGAGAGGAGAUGUUCCUUAAUUACGUCAAAGGCAGCACGUCUCACAGAUAUACACAAGAGGGAGUGUUUAACAUUACGGUAACAGCAAUAAAUCCCCUUGGCAACAGAACAGCAACACUUGACGGGCUGUUCUAUGUACAGGCCUCACCGUUUGGAUUAAAGCUGGAUAAAUCCGUUUACUACACAAAACUUGGUGAUGUCACUGUUAUGCGUGCUACUUUCUCUCAUGGUACCAAUGUAACAUUUGACUGGAAGCUCGGAGACCAGACUGAUAUACUCAAUAACUCAGGCUCGGUGAUGAGACACACGUACCAGACGCGGGGAGUGUUCAGUGUGACGGUGAUCGCCAGAAAUAAGGUGUCCUCCCAAACAGAACACGCUGUGGUGGUCGUCCAGAGUCUUAUACAAGGGGUGAGGUUGAUAACGAACACCAACAUCACUGAGACAAACCAGGUGAUUGAGCUGAGAGCUGAGACGUUACCAGAACCGGGUCUGGGGACGUACCAUCACUGGAACCUGGGGGACAACCAGAAAGGAGUCCAGACAACAGAACCAGAGAUAGACUACAGAUACAGGAGAAAUGAAAGGUUUAUUGCUACAGUAAAAGCUUACAACAACAUCAGUCAGUCGGAGUCAGCGCCUGUAGAAAGCACCGUCCUGUCUAAAGUGAAGAACCAAGAGGUACGCUGUCUGAAGGAUUCACUGGUCAACACGUCGCUAGAAUUCGCCGCGCCCAGUUACUCGGGCUCUAAUCUGAGGUAAGUCUGGGAUUUUGGGGACGGCA
Molecule: messenger RNA, 1849 nt
Organism: Saccostrea cuccullata (small rock oyster)
Lineage: Eukaryota; Metazoa; Mollusca; Bivalvia; Ostreida; Ostreidae
Exons: 8
Coding region: 1-1827 (608 amino acids)
Biological process (GO): calcium ion transport
Cellular component (GO): plasma membrane
Molecular function (GO): monoatomic cation channel activity
Source: RefSeq, a predicted model, not a curated record